Molecule: messenger RNA, 1671 nt
Organism: Ananas comosus (pineapple)
Lineage: Eukaryota; Viridiplantae; Streptophyta; Magnoliopsida; Poales; Bromeliaceae
Product: embryonic protein DC-8-like
Exons: 4
Coding region: 82-1389 (435 amino acids)
Source: RefSeq, a predicted model, not a curated record
UUACACUAUACGCGGUUCCAAUUGAAACCUUAAAAAGAGCGAGGAGUGUAUAUAUACGUACGCAGUGAGAUAGCUAUAGCCAUGUCGUCCAGGCAAGAGAGCCGCGUGGAACGCGCCGAGGCCGCAGCGGGCCGCUCAGCGGAAUCGCUCGCCGCCGCCCGCGGCGAGCGACGAGAAGAAGAAGAAGAUCGCGAGCGCCGAGAAUACGAGCGGAGAGGAGGAGGAGGAGAAGAAGAUCGUCGCAGCGGUAGCAUUUUGGAGAGCGUGCAGGAAGGCGCCAAGUCGCUCCUCGGCGCCGUGCGCGGCACCUUCGACUCCGCCGCCGAGAAGACGGCGGAGACCAAGGACGCCACGCAAGAGAAGGCAGGCCAGUACACGGACUACGCCGCGCAGAAGACGGCAGAGGCGAAGGACGCCACGCAGGGGAAGGCAGGCGAGUACACGGACUACGCCGCGCAGAAGGCCGCGGAGGCGAAGGACACUACGGUGCAGAAGUCGCAGGAGGCGAAGGAUACGGCUCUGGGGAAGGCGCAGGAGACGACGGAGACCGCCGAGGAGAAGGCGCGGGAGGCGAAGGACACUGCUGCACAGAAGACGCAGGAGCACAAAGAUAGGGCUCUGGGGAAGGCGCAGGAGACGAAGGAGACAGCAGAGGAGAAGGCGCGGGAGGUGAAGGAUCGGACGGCAGAGAAGACCGGGGAGUAUGAGGGGACGGCGGCGGAGGCCGCAAGGAAGGCGAUGGAGUACCUGACGGGGAAGAAGGAAGAGACGAGAGACCGGCUCGCAGAGACCGGACCGAAUACGAAGGCGCAGGAGACGAAGGAGACAGCAGAGGAGAAGGCGCGGGAGUAUAGGGAGAGUACGAAAGGGGGUUUAGAGGAGUACAAGGAGUCUGCGGCGGAGGCCGCAAGGAAGGCGAUGGAGUACCUGACGGGGAAGAAGGAAGAGACGAGAGACCGGCUCGCAGAGACCGGACCGAAUACGAAGGAGAAGUUCGGGGAGACGGAGGAGUCGGCGCGGCAGAAGUUCGAAGAGGCGAAGCGGAGUGCGGAGGAGGAGAGGCGGCGGACCGACGAGCCCGACGAGUCGGAGAAAGGAAGGGCUGCUUCGAAGAACAUAUUCAGCUCGAUCGGGAGCGUGACGGAGGCGAUAAAGGAGAAGCUAACAGUGCCGAAGGACGCGGCCGAGCACAAGGGAGUGGAGGCGGAGGCCGAGCGGGCGAGGAGAGGGAGGGGGGAGGCGGAGAACGAGGACGACGUGCUGCUGCGGGUGAAGGACGCCGACCAGAUGACCGGCCAGUGGUUCAACGACGUCGGCAAGAUGGGCGGUGAGGGCACCGGACCGCCGCCCACCGCCCGAAGCACAGCAGAUAAAGAGGGCAUGAUGUAAAAGCUAGCUAGCUAGCUUGUUCAAGCUAGCUAAUACAUUGUACGUGGGUGUGUACGUAGAGAGGUUCUGAGUGUUUGGUGUUUGAAUUUGUAUGUGUGGAAGAUCUUUUUCAUGUUCUGGGAGGGAGGGGUAUGGAUGUGUAGUGGUGUAAGCUUUUGUUUUGAGUGGCUUUGUUAACUUGCUCGUGUACGUAGCCUUCUUUUUAUGGCGAAAUAAGAAUGUAAUGUUUUGUGCAUGGAAGUAUAACUCGAGAUAUGCUAAGUUGUACAGAAUCAUUGGAAA